This is a messenger RNA of Daldinia loculata, 3467 nucleotides long. RefSeq lists its product as uncharacterized. The record is from RefSeq and is a predicted model, not a curated record. The transcript has 4 exons. Bases 4 to 3243 code for a protein of 1079 amino acids. Lineage: Eukaryota; Fungi; Ascomycota; Sordariomycetes; Xylariales; Hypoxylaceae.
AUUAUGGAUCCUUUCACCGCAGUAGGCCUCCUCUUUAGUGUGGUAGACCUUAUUGAUCGUACAAGCAAAUGCGUAAGAAAGGUCAAAGAAGCCUAUGAUUCAAAGACAGGACUACCAAGAGAACAGGAUAGUCUACUUGGUUACAGCGAGGAAAUGAUCAAUCUCCUUGACAAGAUCCAGGAAGACUCUCAGAAAUUGGAACAGUUAAGGGAUUCUUCGAAGAAUGAUGAUAACAGUAUCCAGGUCGUUAUCACCCGAUGCCACGAUAUCUCGUCGAACAUCAUGUCCUUACUGAAUCGAGAUAGACCAGAGAGACCGCACUCUAUAAAGAGCGCAAUUAAAGCGACAGUGAGAUCAAUCUUCAAUAAGAAGAGUUUCCGAGACCUCCAAGCCGACUUAGAGCGGGGCCAAAAGACACUUCAUCUAGCUUUGGUAUCAUCUAUGAAGACCCAAAUUGACCAUAUUUUGGAUAUUCUCAAGAAUACCACUGUGAAGAAUGACGAAGUUGAACAGCAAUUGGAAAGGGUUCAAUCCAAGCUGGACUCAACAAAUAACAGCCUAUACGACCGGUUCCAAGAAAUUCUCAGUCUCUGCUACCGUGCGCAGGAUAUACAGAAACUUGACGUGAUCCUUAGCAAAAUCAGAAAAUGCCAGAAUGGCACACAGCCAAAUCCAAGAUAUGAUGAAGUGCACGACAAUUUCGCAAACACUUUCGAGUGGAUUUUUCGUGAACCACAAAAGCUCUUUGAGGCAGAGCCAGACCUGAAGAUGUCGUUUACUGACUGGCUCCGCGAUGGAGAGGGCAUUUUCCAUAUCCUCGGGAAACCUGGGGCUGGAAAAUCAACGUUGAUGAAAUUCAUAUGGAAGCAUGAGCUGACGAAGGAUAUGCUAAUCAAAUGGGCCGGCACUUCACAAUUACUUUGCCUGAAAUACUUUUUUUGGUCUACUUCCCAUCAAGACGGAUUAUUGGGUCUCAAAUGCUCCCUCUUGAGGUCUUCACUGGAGCAGGCCCCAGAGCUCAUGGAACAACUGUUUCCUGAUAGCAAUGGAUUAGACAAGAAAGCCACCACGUCUAUAAACCACGAAGAAAUAUCUCGGGCAGUUAACUUGUUAAUAAGCAAUCCCUUUAUCCUAGAACGAUAUAGGAUAUUUAUACUUAUGGAUGGCCUUGACGAGUUUGACGAAAAGAAGCACGCCGAGGACUACCACGACUUGGUGCGUCUCAUCCAAAACUGGACAUUUCUAUCAGGAAUGAGGGUCAAAGUUUGUAUCUCCAGUAGGGAAUACGAGGCUUUCGUGGCAAUCUCACGCCACCAGAGGAUUCGACUGCAUAAUCUUACUAGGCAAGAUAUACAAGCGUAUGUUACAGAACGCUUGGAAACACAUUCAAGAUUUUCAGAGCUACAAAAAUCUUGUGCACGAAGACGAGGGAAUCUCUGCGGUGAUUCUUCUCAUCGUCGAUGUUCAACUCAAUCCCUAGUGAACCAUAUUGUCGACAUAGCCGAAGGUAUCUUCCUCUGGGUCCGACUUGCGAUGUUGGAAGUACGAAAGUUUCUAAAUUCCGACUAUGAUAUAGAUAGAGUAUGGAAAUAUAUUGACACCCGCCCGAAACCAUUGCUCGACUACCUGAAGCACAUGCUCGACUCGAUUUCCGAUGUACAUCAAAAAGAAGCAUAUAUAAUACUCGCCAUAAACAAUACGUAUGCUUCUAUGACACACCCAACUCAAGUUUCGAUUCUAGGGGCAUCUUACGUGUCGGAAAAGCUUAGUCGGGAUGCCAAGGAACCACAUUCCGAACAACUCAACUCAAUCGACUCUGAACUACAGAGAAAUGACUGGCAUAUUUUUAAGAGAGAACAGAUUCAUGCUCGCUUUAAUGGCUUGCUUGAAUUAUCGAAAGACCACAGUCUAGGCUGGGGAUUUGAACUCAGACACCCCUUGGUUCUCACUUUCACUCAUCGUUCUAUCAUAGAAAUCCUACAAAACGACAUCGACACAAAACUGCUCAAGCAUAGAAUAACUAAACCCGAGCUAGUAAAUUGGGCUUGCCAGCUUUUUCUUGGGGAGGUCAUCCUCUCCCGCAACAAACUCGUUGACCUAAAGUAUCCAUAUUAUUGUAUAUGUAGGGCACGAUUCCUCGCCGCCUUUUUCGAAAACCUAAACUUUACUGGGGAGCCUUCGAUUGAGCGGCGGCUAGAUCAAAUUGAAGAUACAUGCUUGAAACUCCAGUUUGGUACCCCCUACCCGCCACCUACAGUGUUUUGGUCGUUCGAUAUACGCACCAGGUCAUUCCCCGAGUGUCCUUAUUAUUGUUCUUUUUUGUUAACGGCAUCAUCUUUCGGGCUGACUGCGAUAUUACCCUGGAUUUUGAGAAGGAUGAAUAAUGUACCAAAGAGAAGUCAUCUGGAAACUGAUUUAGUGUGGUAUUGCAUGGCUGGACAUUACAAAUACAGAUCAGGAUCCGGCAAUAUCACGCUCAUGGCAGAAUUCCUUCGAAACGGAUUUGUCGGGAGUGAUUUGCGCGAUACAGAAGCCAGAGUUCAGGUUUCGAAACACGGAUGCCACACUACCAUGCCAUGGAUUUACUGGGUAGCACACGUAAUCCAUAGAGAGGUACGGAGGAAAGAUACAUGGACGAUGAUGGAACUGUGGCUUGAAAAUGGAGCCAAUCCGAGGAUUCAAUUACACUGCGUUAUAGAAAGGUCAUAUGGAAUUAAACUAGUAGAAGUUCAUACGCACUGUGGGGUAGUUGUAAAGAUUAAUGGUCGGCAUAUCUCGCAUUAUACGGGGGAGCGGUUGCUACCAGAAUCCGAUAAUCGUUUUGCACCACUCUACCUUUCACAGAAGCCUCUAACACUCAGAGACUUUGUUAUCAGCUCUGAUGCCUACAAUAAACAGCGGUUACUGGAACUCAUAGACCACAACACUGCCCUGCUUGAAGCGGAUGAGGCAGCAGAGGAAACAUAUGCUACAACUAUCCUCAAGAGAAUUCCAUGGUUGGGAAGACCGGAUGUGUUUGGCAACGCUUAUUUACCAAGUGUUGUCGUAACUACCUGGAAUACCUAUUUCCCCAAACUACGCAACAUAUUGUCCUGGAUCUCGGACUAUUUUAUUAAAGCUCUGAUGUUCGUAGCAAUAUUGCUAUUAAUGUUCUAUCUCGUCACCGUAUGGAGCGCUAGCCGCCAUUCGAGUCAUCCGGAGGUAGGAAUGAUAGAUCGUGGCAUUGUACAUGAUAUGCUAUAGGAAACAGCCACAAGGGGGGGCUCUACCUGUAAGCUUUGGGUACCUAGAUAGGUAUAUUGUAUUUGUAUGGUAGGUCAAGCUAGGCGCAUAGGAGUUUAAAAUACGCAGCUGAAAAGAUGACCGCAUUCAAGGGAAUAACAACUGUGAUAUAAAUGGAGAAGGAAUAUGAAAUGUGUCUUUUCCUAAUAGUCAAUUGCUAGGUGUUCCUAUUUAAUAUUCUUUGG